This is a messenger RNA of Xenopus tropicalis (tropical clawed frog), 509 nucleotides long. RefSeq names its product xenoxin-1-like. The coding region runs from base 118 to 366 and encodes 82 amino acids. NCBI's taxonomy places the organism in Eukaryota, Metazoa, Chordata, Amphibia, Anura, Pipidae. The record is from RefSeq and is a predicted model, not a curated record. The transcript has 4 exons.
UUAAUAGGGAAACAAUAUAAAUAUAAGGUACAUAGAAAUGCGAGAGACACACCAGCAACUCACAGCAUCAUACUAACAGACAGAAAUCUGUGAUUGGUUGAAACGGUGCGACACACAAUGCGUUACGCCAUCAUCUUCCUCCUUCUUUUUGUUACUCUGGGAAAUGCCCUUCGCUGUAUGGUUCAAACUGAUAUUAAGAGUAAGCCGGAGGAGUGCGGACGGGACGAGGUCAAUUGUUUAACUUACAAAAUGAAAACAAAAGUGAAGAAGUUUUGUGCUUCGAACUUCGACUGCAAACGUUUUUCAGCGAUGGCGCUGCCAGCGGAGAAGGUUACGUGUUGCAACAAGGACAUGUGCAACCAAUGAGAUGAACCCAUGGUGGUGCUGGGAUUUCUGUGUGACUUGAUAGGCAUGAUCCCACCCAACCAGUUGGCCUCCAUUCUUUCUGUCCUCCUAUAGUUACUGUGAUGCUACUUUGACCAUUCAAUAAACAACUCUGAGUGGCGAAA